This is a messenger RNA of Fomitopsis serialis, 1106 nucleotides long. RefSeq names its product Mov34-domain-containing protein. Gene Ontology annotation, molecular function: translation initiation factor binding; metallopeptidase activity; translation initiation factor activity. Lineage: Eukaryota; Fungi; Basidiomycota; Agaricomycetes; Polyporales; Fomitopsidaceae. The record is from RefSeq and is a predicted model, not a curated record. Gene Ontology annotation, cellular component: eukaryotic translation initiation factor 3 complex, eIF3m. The coding region runs from base 14 to 916 and encodes 300 amino acids. The transcript has 6 exons. Gene Ontology annotation, biological process: translational initiation.
CUACGGUACCAAAAUGCCUCUCGCUGCAGAUUCCUCAGCAGUCUACAUCCAAAACACCGCGCCUGGCUUUAUCUCCACACCAGGGCGGUCACCGACUGCAGUCACGGUCCACCCGGUGGCUCUGUUCUCUAUACUCGACCAUUACCUGCGCCGUACAGAGUCACAGGAGAGAGUGAUUGGCACCCUCCUUGGAAAACGCUCCGACAAUGGAGAAAUCGAAGUGCGCUCUUCUUUCGCCGUCCUACACAGCGAAACGGAGGAGCAAGUCGCGGUAGACAUGGACUACCUCAAAACGAUGUACGAUCUGCACCACAAGGUGAACCCUAAAGAGGUCAUCGUAGGAUGGUACUCCACCGGGUCGAACCUCAACACAUAUUCUGCCCUCAUCCAUAACUUCUACGCGCAAGAGGCGGCACCCCACCAGGUAGUGCACUUGGCAGUAAACACGGGUAUAGUGGAAGGAGAGAAGGCGGGUAUAAAAGCAUACAUUGGGUCACCCGUUGGUGUAUACCCUAAGCCCGAAAAUUGUGUCUUCGUUCCCAUUCCAUGCGAGCUACGGUUCCACGAUACCGAGCGCAGUGGCCUCGACCUGUUGACCACAACAUCCACCGCUCCCAACUCCACCACCCCGCAUCCCGUAACUGACCUUGCGGUCCUUGAACAGUCUCUCAAGUCCGUCGCGGACAUGCUUGACCGGGUCCUCUCGUAUGUGCACUCGGUCCUCGCGGGCGAGGUCAAGGGAGAUGCUGCCGUCGGGCGGUACCUCAUGGAUACACUAGGCACGAGCACGGAGGAUCUGGAGAAAGGAGGGUUCAACUCAAGCUUGCAGGAUACACUCAUGGUGUCGUACCUUGCCAGUCUCGUACGUUCGCAGGCGGAAGUGUCGGCACGGCUUGCACUAGUCGCAUCAACAUAGUCCUUUAGAUAUGUGUAUUUAUCUCUUGCAGUGAUCUCUUGCCCACCAAGGUGUACGCGAAAUCGUGUUGUACGUCGUUCGUAGCUGCAUCAGCUGUUGAAAAUCCGCGAAUGUUGGAGAUCAUGCCGCGCAGCCAGGAUCUCGCCCAAUGGCCAGGUUACUGCGGGCCCAUGCGUGGUCUGCCCACCGA